Molecule: messenger RNA, 2360 nt
Organism: Maylandia zebra (zebra mbuna)
Lineage: Eukaryota; Metazoa; Chordata; Actinopteri; Cichliformes; Cichlidae
Gene: ildr2b
Product: immunoglobulin-like domain containing receptor 2
Biological process (GO): pancreas development
Cellular component (GO): membrane
Source: RefSeq, a predicted model, not a curated record
GUCCGAGUCCGGUCUGCAGCAGACGCAGUUAGCGGAAAACGACAUGACCAACAAACGGUUAAACUACUCGUUAGUAUAAAAACGGACAAUAUAAUGAACGUUUACCGGCUGGCUAUUUUUUUGGGAGCCUCAGUGUGCGUGUGUGACAGUGUGCAUGUCUCAGUGCAGAAGGAAAAGCAGUAUGCAAUCCUCUUCCAGUCCGUGGUCCUCUCGUGUCAGUACCAGACGUCCUCCGUCCAGCUCCCGGUGGUGCAGUGGUGGUACAAGUCCUACUGUCGAGACCACAUGCAGGAGUCCUUCUCCCUUUCGGAGACCCUGGGCAUCAAGACCUCAGCGCUGGGACCCAAGUCCCACCUGGAGUGCUCUGACAACACCCGCACAGUUCGGGUAGUGGCAUCGUCCCAGGGAGCCUCCAUGACGCUGGCUGAGCACUACAAAGGCAGAGACAUCAGCAUCAUAAACAAAGCAGACCUGCGUAUUGGGGAGCUGCAGUGGGGCGACAGCGGGGUGUAUUUCUGCAAAGUUGUGAUCGCUGAUGAUCUGGAGGGGAAGAACGAGGAUCAGGUGGAAUUACUGGUGCUUGGCAGGACAGGUGAGCAGCAAGAUCUACUCCCUGAGUUUGAUUUGGAGAUUAUGCCAGAAUGGGCGUUUGUGGGAUCUGUAGUCCUGGGCAGCAUCUUGCUCCUGCUGUUGUUGGGGAUCUGCUGGUGCCAGUGCUGUCCUCACUCCUGCUGCUGCUACGUCCGCUGCUGCUGCUGCCCUGACACCUGCUGCUGCCCACGACACCUGUAUGAAGCGGGGAAGAUGGCAAAGAGCAGACAGCCUGCUGCUCAGGUCCCUGUGUAUCCCUAUUACAUUCCCGGUAUACCUACUGUGGUCCCUGUGGCCUCUUCCUCUUACACGGACACAAAGAUCAACUCGAUCCCCUCAGUGGAGAAUAACCUGUCUGGAGCAGCCAGGAGCAUAUCAGAGCUCAGCUCGCUUCAUGAUGGAGGGACUACAGACUUCAGAAACACCUUUCAGGCGGUCCAGAUGAAAGCACUUCCACCUAUCGCAGACCUCGAUGACCUGUCGGUGCGGAGAGCAGCUCCACCUACACAAAGCCGAAGACUCAGACAAGACAGAAUUAACCACUCAGAUGAUGAACUGGACCGCAGGUGGAACUGCCGAUCGGAGAACCUGCAGAGAAAGACGUUGGGCAGAAGAGGGCGCACGGGCUCUCUGGAUGAGCUGGAGGAAUUCGCUCGGUCUUAUAGCGCACAUGGACGUCGGGGUGCGCCAUCAGACCGGCCUUAUGAGCGGGAUUACAGCCCUCCCAGGCGCUCCUAUGGAAAUGAACAUGAUGGCUGGGGGCGCCGCAGCCCGUCACCAGUACUGCAAAAGAGAAGGGACACGUGGGACAGUGAUCGCCCGUCUCGACUGCCCCAAAGCAGAGCCUAUGAUGACACCUUGCUCAACAGCAUGCUUGAGAGUAAAACGAGGGGCCGGGGAAGGGACAGAGGUGCUGGGAGGAUGGACGAGGACAGUGACACUCCCUCUAAAGGCAGCUCCAGAGGAAAGGGCAGCGAUAGUUAUUACAGCCGUUCACCUAGCAACCGCCCAGAAGAUGAGGACUCUUUGCCUCCGUACUCUGAGCUCGAGGCUGAGAGAUACCGCAGGGCUGACCAAACUACAGAGCGGUACCGCACAGCAGAACCUCCCAGAUCAGAGAGGUACAGGACCACAGAGGCAGCCAUGAAGCCCUUCUCUUACACCCGCCCCAACCAGGGAAUGUCCCACACACUGCAAGGGGGCAGAGAGGAGAGAGAAAGGAGCAGAAAUCUGAGCACUGCACUGAGCAGGGACUCACUCAUAGUGUGACAGGGUCUCCAGCCUGGACCCAGCACAGCGCUGCCAGCCUGUGCAUUAAAACUGUCCUGCAGCUGCGCAGGAGAUGCUAACUGUUACAGCUCCAACCACAGCAAGUCAGGCUCAUCUCACUGAAAUAACAUCACUGAAAAACGUCAGUAAUGAAUCCUGAGGAAAAAGUGGAUUUAAUAUUUGUGUUUUUGUACAUGCAUAUCAUAUUUUAUUUGUUUGUUUGUUUUUUAAUUUGUCUUACUUUGUAUUUCAAUGAUGUAACUGGACUCACACUGGUGCCAAGGACAGAUUUUGUAUUUUAUUUUUUUGUUAUUCAAAAAUUUUAGAACAGCAACCAAGCAGCCUUCAGCCUCCAUACUUCUCUACUACUCUGCAGCUCAGGUUCACUUUGUAUUUUUGCCUUUGCCUGUUGUUACCUGUGUUCCUGGAAAUACUGCGCCUUGAAUUUGUACUACAGAUUGCAAUUGCACUGCUUAAUAACUUUUUAAAUAAAGAAAACU